GCCGGGCCGGGCCUCCGGGCCUGUGCCGCCGCCGCGCCGACCAUGUCGGCGGCCAAGGAGAACCCGUGCAGGAAAUUCCAGGCCAACAUCUUCAACAAGAGCAAGUGUCAGAACUGCUUUAAGCCCCGCGAGUCGCAUCUCCUCAACGACGAGGACUUGACGCAGGCAAAACCUAUUUAUGGUGGCUGGCUGCUCCUGGCUCCAGAUGGGACCGACUUUGACAACCCAGUGCAUCGGUCUCGGAAAUGGCAGCGGCGGUUCUUCAUCCUCUACGAGCACGGCCUCUUGCGCUAUGCCCUGGACGAGAUGCCCACAACCCUGCCUCAGGGCACCAUCAACAUGAACCAGUGCACAGACGUGGUGGAUGGGGAGGGCCGGACAGGCCAGAAGUUCUCCCUGUGCAUUCUGACCCCUGAGAAGGAGCAUUUCAUCCGGGCAGAAACCAAGGAGAUCAUCAGUGGAUGGCUAGAGAUGCUCAUGGUCUAUCCCAGGACCAAUAAGCAAAACCAAAAGAAGAAGCGGAAGGUGGAGCCUCCCACACCACAGGUAGGCACAGUGGUGUCCCAUCAAUGGAGCUGGGAUGAAGUGAGAGCUCCCCAGGAGGUUAGAAGACUUCAGAACCCAGUUUCCACUGCUGCCAACCCCUGCACGGCUUCCCCUCCACGGUGGUGGGACAGGGAGCUUGGGGAGGGGUGUCAGGUGAACUGGCCAAGUGUGCUGUGCACAGCCUCCACACCCUGCAAAUGGGGAGGCCCAGGGAAGGCUGGGAUGCGUCCGGCACGGCAGUGUCGGCUGAAGGAGCUCCUCUGCAACUCAAGACCAAGCCCGCCUCAGGCUGUUGGGGGGACCCUGUCUCCCCCUCAGCAGCCUCGUGUCCUCUCUUGCAGGAGGUCCCAGGUCAUUGAGAAAUUUGAGGCCUUGGACAUUGAGAAGGCAGAGCACAUGGAGACUAACUCGUCAGCCGGGCCCUCACCAUCAGGUGACACUCGCCAGGGCCGUAGCGAGAAGAGGGCAUUUCCCAGGAAACGGGACCUCCCCAACGAAGCCCCCACAGCUCCUCUCACGGACACCUCGGCCUCCCCCCUGUCUCCACACCGAAGAGCCAAGUCACUGGACAGGAGGUCCACGGAGUCCUCCCUGACGCCCGACCUGCUGAAUUUCAAGAAAGGCUGGCUGACCAAGCAGUAUGAGGACGGCCAGUGGAAGAAACACUGGUUUGUCCUUGCUGAUCAAAGUCUGAGAUACUACAGGGAUUCGGCAGCUGAGGAGGCGGCUGACUUGGACGGGGAAAUUGACUUGUCUACGUGUUACGAUGUCACAGAGUAUCCAGUCCAGAGAAACUAUGGCUUUCAGAUACAUACGAAGGAGGGCGAAUUCACUCUUUCUGCUAUGACAUCUGGAAUCCGGCGGAAUUGGAUCCAGACCAUCAUGAAACACGUCCACCCAAGCUCUGCUCCAGACGUGACGAGCUCACUGCCAGAGGAAAAGAACCGGAGCAGCUCCUCCUUUGAGACCUGCCCGAGGCCAAGUGAGAAGCCAGAGGCGGAGCGUGGAGAGCCAGACCCCGAGCAGAAGAGGAGCCGGGCUCGGGAGCGGAGGCGGGAGGGCCGUUCUAAGACCUUUGACUGGGCUGAGUUCCGCCCCAUUCAGCAGGCCCUGGCUCAGGAGAGGGCCCGCGCCACGGGGGCUUCUGACGCCCACCCCGAGGCUGAGGCCGGCGAGCUGGAGCGGGAGCGUGCGCGGCGGCGGGAAGAGCGCCGUAAGCGCUUCGGGAUGCUCGAUGCCACGGAUGGGCCGGCCGCUGACGACACGGCCCUGCGGAUGGAGGUUGACCGCAGCCCAGGGCUGCCUGUGACUGCCGACCUCAAGACACAGAACGUCCACGUGGAGAUCGAGCAGCGGUGGCAUCAGGUGGAGACCACUCCUCUCCGGGAAGAAAAGCAAGUGCCCAUUGCCCCCCUGCACCUGUCCUCCUCCGAGGAUGGAAGUGACCGCCUCUCCGCUCACGAGCUGACCACUCUGCUGGAGAAGGAGUUGGAGCAGAGCCAGAAGGAGGCCUCGGACCUUCUGGAGCAGAACCGGCUCCUGCAGGACCAGCUGAGGGUGGCUCUGGGCCGGGAACAGAGCGCCCGGGAGGGCUACGUGCUCCAGACUGAAGUGGCCACUUCCCCAUCCGGUGCCUGGCAGAGGCUCCAUAGAGUCAACCAGGAUCUGCAAAGCGAGCUGGAGGCCCAGUGCCAGCGCCAGGAGCUGGUCACGCAGCAGAUCCAGUCCCUGAAGCGCAGCUACGGGGAGGCCAAGGACGCGAUCCGGCACCAUGAGGCCGAGAUCCGGAGCCUCCAGGCGAGGCUCAGCAAUGCCGCUGCCGAGCUCGCCAUCAAGGAGCAAGCGCUGGCCAAGCUCAAGGGUGACCUGAAGCUGGAGAAGGACAAGGUCCGUGAGCAGCUGGAGGAGUGGCAGCACAGCGAGGCCGCGCUGAGCGGUCAGCUGCAGGCCAGCGAGCAGAAGCUCAAGAGCGCCGAGGCCCUGCUGCUGGAGAAGACGCAGGAGCUGCGGGACCUGGAGAUGCAGCAGGCGCUACAGAGGGACCGGCAGAAGGAGGUACAGAGGCUGCAGGAGCGCAUUGCCGACCUCAGCCAGCAGCUCGGCGCCAGCGAGCAGGCCCAGAGGCUGAUGGAGGAGAAGCUGCAGAGGAACUACGAGCUGCUGCUGGAGAGCUGCGAGAAGGAGAAGCAGGUGCUGCUGCAGAACCUGAAGGAGGUGGAGGACAAGGCCAGCGCCUAUGAGGACCAGCUCCAGGACCACGAGCAGCAGAUGGAGGUCCUCCAGAAGGAGAAGUUGAGCGCCAAGUUCGAGGGCAGCGAAGUAGUACACCAGCUGGAGGAGCAGCUGGAGAUGAAGGAGGCCAGCAUCCAGAAGCUGGCUGAGCACGUCCAGAGCCUCAGAGACGAGCGGGACCUGAUCAGGCAGCGGUUCCAGGAGCUGAUGGAUCGUGUCGCCCUGUCUGACGGGGACGUUGCUGAGCUUCAGGAGAAGCUGAGGGGAAGGGAGGCCGACUACCAGAGCCUGGAGCACUCCUACAGGAGGGUGGCCGGCCAGCUCCAGAGCAUGCACACGCUGCUGAAGGAAAAGGAGGAAGAGCUGAAGCACAUCAAGGAGAUGCACGAGAAAGUUCUGGAGAAGAAAGAUCAAGACCUCAAUGAGGCUUUGGUUAAAAUGGUUGCCUUGGGGAGCAGCUUAGAGGAAACAGAAAUGAAGCUCCAGGCAAAGGAAGAGAUUUUAAGGAAAUUUGUAAAGGAGUCUUCAGAGGACGCGGAGGAGGAGCCACGGAGCGGCCCAGAAGAGGCGGAGGACGGCAGCGUGCCGUUGGGCCCGCAGCUCCAAGCUGCCGGCACACCCCCGGCCUUCCCACAUCCCAGGCUCGAGGAUGAGGUCCCGGGGGCGGCCCUGGGGGAAGCGCAAGGCGACAGCAGCCCCAAGAGAGAAGAGAGUGUGGGCUCUCUGAGGUCGGACGUGCCGGACAGGGAGGGGCACCUUCAGAGCACGGCCAAACCGGACCAGGGAGUCCCUGGUGUCAAAAGGCAAAGAAUCCGGUUCUCCACGAUUCAGUGCCAAAAAUACUCGCACCCCGAUGGGUGCGAGAAGACCUGGACCAGCAGCACAUCCUCCGACACCAGCCAGGACCGGUCGCCCUCGGAGGAGAGCAUGUCGUCAGAGGCCACCCCCAGCUCUCUCCCUGCGACCAGCGACUCCGACACCUAUCUCUCCAUAAUCCACUCCCUGGAGACGAAGCUCUACAUCACGGAGGAGAAGCUCAAAGACGUGACGGUGAAGCUGGAGAGCCAGCAGGGCCAGAGCCAGGAGGCCCUGCUAGCGCUGCACCAGCAGUGGGCCGGCACCGAGGCGCGGCUCCGCGAGCAGCUCCGCGCCAGCCUGCUUCAGGUCGGAGCGCUCGCCUCCCAGCUGGAGCAGGAGAGACAAGGGAGGGCGAAGAUCACCGAAAAGCACGUCGGGGAGCUCGGCGACUUCCAGGUGAAAAACAGUCAGGCUCUGGCUUGCUUGGAAAGCUGCCGAGAGCAGCUGUGCUCUCUGCAAGUGGCCGGCCCGGAGGAAGCGCAGGGCGCAGGCGCGGGCCCCCUGGCCAGCAUGGAGGGCGCUCUAGCCAGCACUGUUCAGGCCCUGCGCCACUGGCCCGCUCCCGCAGACGGCGCAGCCCGGCCUCAGCCAGAGGAAGCAUGUCUCGUGGAGCUUGGGAAGGCAAGCUUGCGGCCGCUGCACCGGCCCGAACUGACCGAGCAGGAGCAGCUGAAACUCCUCUCCGAUCAAAUAGCUCUGGAAGCCUCACUGAUAAACCAGAUAGCAGACUCUCUAAAAAACACAACAUCCGAUAUCUCGCGCGUUCUGCACGAGAUUUCUCAGUCGGGAAAGUUGCCCCUGGAAUCUGAAAGUGCUGCUCUCUGCCCCGGGGACCCAGCAGACACCUGGGCUAAGAAGGUGCUGGUGGAUGGCGAAUUCUGGAGCCAGGUUGAGUCCCUGAGUAAGCACCUGGGAACGCUGGGCGGAGAGGCAGCCGGCACAUCGGGAGGCGGGCAGCAGAGUGUCCCCGCGGCCUUGGUUCCUGCCCUGGCAGACGCCACGUGGGUCAGGGCAGAGCUCAGCUUCGCGCUGCAGUCGGCGAGGGAGUCCUUCCACCAAAGGCUGCAGAGCAUCCAGGAGACCCUCCGGGGGACCCAGCUGGCCCUGCGGCAGCACAAGCGUGUGCUGGGGGACAUCCUGGGAGCCUACCGAACCCCCGACUUCGAGAGAGUGAUGCAGCAGGUCUCAGAAGCCCUCAGGCUUCCCGCAGAUGUUGAAGACGGCGGCAUGCAGGCAUCCUGGGACCUGAGCCUGUUAGGAGAAGUGCUGAGUCAUCAGGAAGCAUCUGGCUCCCGGGAGCCCUUCUCCGUGUCCGUGUCCGACCAGAGCUCUGGGGCCCUUGUCGCUAUUCAGGAAGAACUCGCCCUGCAGCUUAAAGAUAAGGCCAGCCUCUUAGGGGAGAUAUCUGCCGCUUUAACCUCGCUUCCCCCUGUGGAGUCAGUGAGAGAUUGUCAGAAGCUUCUCCAGGCAUCCCAGAGCCUCUCCUAUGACACUUCCCUGGGAGGCCUCGGUCAGUAUUCUUCGUUAUUAGUUCAGGAUGCAAUUAUUCAGGCUCAGGUGUGUUACGCAGCCUGCAAAAUCCGGCUGGAGUACGAAAAGGAGCUCCGGUGCUACCAGGAGUCCUGGCAGGGCAGGGGAGCCUCCUGUCAGGAGCACGAGCGAGCCGUUGGGGCCCUGAGGGACGAGUACGAGCAGCUUCUCCGGAAGCAAAAGAGCGAGUACCUGGAAGUGAUUGCCAUCGUCGAGAGGGAAAACACCGAGCUCAAGGCCAAGGUCACCCAGCUGGACCAUCAGCAGAGGUGUCUGGAAGAAGUGGAGAGCGAGCACAGUGAGAACAUGUUCACCCUGCAAGGGAGGUACGAGGAAGAGAUCAGGUGUGUGGUGGAGCAGUUGAACAGAGCAGGGGACUCGCUGCAGGCCGAGCACAGCAGGGUCCUGAGCCAGCUGGAUGCCUCGGUCAGAGACCGGCAGGACAUGGAGCGGCACCACGUAGAGCAGAUGCAGAGCCUGGAGGACAAGUUCCAGCUCAAGAUCAAAGAGCUGCAGACUAUCCACGAGGAGGAGCUGAGGACCUUGCAGGAGCACUACUCACAGAGCUUGCAGUGCCUGCAGGAGGCCCUGCACCACUACCAGCGGCAGCUCCACGAAGCCCUGCCAGCUCCCGGCCCCCCGGGCAGCCCCCACCAGUCCACCUCCUCCAGCUGGCCCGCCAGCCAGCCCCGGGAUGCCCUGCAGGCUGCCAAGGGAGAGGCCGACUCCAUGACAGGGCUGAGAGAGCGCAUCCAGGAGCUGGAGGCCCAGAUGGACAUCAUGCGGGAGGAGCUGGAGCACAAGGACCUGGAGGGCAACGCGGCCACUCUGCGGGAGAAGUACCAGAAAGACUUUGAGAACCUUAAGGCCACGUGCGAGCGAGGGUUUGCAGCCAUGGAAGAAACGCACCAGAAGAAGAUUGAGGACCUGCAGAGACAGCACCAGCGGGAGCUGGAGAAGCUGCGAGAGGAGAAGGAUCGCCUCCUGGCCGAGGAGACGGCGGCCACUAUCUCAGGUGGGAGCUGGGCCGGGGCGGCCACUCUCACCCCGAGCGCAGGGCAGGCGGCAGGCUUCCUGAGCGGAGCGCCCAGCUCGGCAGCGAGCAGCCUUCAUGCUGCCUUUUAGCUGAGGCUUCGGCUU
This is a messenger RNA of Leptonychotes weddellii (Weddell seal), 6306 nucleotides long. The record is from RefSeq and is a predicted model, not a curated record. Lineage: Eukaryota; Metazoa; Chordata; Mammalia; Carnivora; Phocidae.